This is a messenger RNA of Paramecium octaurelia, 2560 nucleotides long. The record is from the annotation of a GenBank genome assembly. NCBI's taxonomy places the organism in Eukaryota, Ciliophora, Oligohymenophorea, Peniculida, Parameciidae.
GGGUAAUAUGAGUACUAAAUCUUGCAUCGUCAAUCCCAACAUCAAAGUUGCUCAACUCAAAAAACAAAUUGCCCAACUCACCGAUAUAGAUGAAAAAGACUUAACUCUCUAUCUAAAUGACUACACUCUUGAAGAUGAAAACCCACUAUCUACUUAUAAUCCAGACGAUUGCCAAUUUAUUUAUGUUAACAGAGACAAUUUUCAACUGGAUGAAGAUGUUCUUGAAACUGAAAUCCUGGAAAUACAAAAUCGAGGAAUCUACAAUCGCAUGAAAGGCUAUGAGAAACUAGGCAUCAUUCACGAAGAUUCUGAAGAAGUUACGCGUAAAAAGUCUAAUUAAUAACUUACAGUUGAUUUCAUUAAGGUAACUUGCAUGUGUCCAUUAAUCAGCUAGUAAAAAAUAAUGAUAUCCCCGCUAUCAAAGCCUUGUUCCCAACCCAGUAUCCCAUAGACAUCAUCAACGAUAGACAAUACUCUGGAUUUUCCGCCUUCCAUUACGCAACUCAAUCUGGCCAUUCCGAACUAGUUACACUCCUUAUUGAAUUAGGUGCCAACAUCAAUUUGUCGACCAAGGAUAACCAAUCAUCAUUAUAAUUAGCCCUCAAAAACAAUCAAAUCUCAUGCGCUAAGAUUCUACUCUCAUAACCCCAUUGCGAUGUCAAUUUUGUUUCCCAAGGCAAGAGUGCACUUCAAUUGGCAGUCUUGGCAGGCAAUUUAGAAAUUGUUGAACUCAUCCUCAAACAUCCUACCUUCGACUCCCAAUCUAUUGAUCUCAAUGAAUUGAAGGGAGAUCCUCAAGCCAUACAACUGGUUGUUAACCUCUAGAAAUUAAACCAAACCAAUCAAGCCAACAAGCCCAAAGCUCAAAAAGGAUACAUCAAAAAGGUCAAUGUGCUUAGGUUUUUUCAUUACAAAAGAUACCUAACUCUCGACCCAGAGGCUGGAACCUUAACAAGAUACAAAACCGAAGCUGAUUACCCACUUCAACCUAUCGAAAUUGUUGCUCUUUCCAAUAUCAUUGGUGUGUGGCAACCUAAAAGAGAAUGGUACAUGAAGAGUGACCAUGAAUAUUUGAGUGUAUUCAAUCAGUAUUGAUUUAAGGUAUCCUAUAAGAAGGGAGGAAUUGAAAUCUUAACCUUCUGUUCCAAAAGCAAAAAUACUAUAUUGAGUUGGAGGAGAAGUCUAGAAGAUUCCAUUAAAUAUUAUACAGAAAUUGAAAAGAAAAUCGCCCAAUUAUCUGAAUUAAGAGAUGUAUAUGGGUUAAGUUAAUACAUAAAUGAGAAUAGUGAAUAAUUUAGCAUAAUUGAAGACUCUAGUUUCCAAAAUAAUUAGCAUGUAAUUAAAUAGAGAUAAUAAUAAUUACUUUAAUAAUAAGAAGAGGAUAAAUCAUAAAGAUAGGAUAGUUAUUAAUAAUAAGAUAGUAAUAUAUAAUAAUAAUAAUAAUAAUAAUAAUAAUAAUAAUAAUAAUAAGAUGGUAAUUAAUUUUAAUAAAUAUUGAACCUAUAAUAAUAAUUAAAUGAUCAAUAAGAAUCUCUAAAUUUAUCGCCCGUUGAAAUACCCUAAUCGAUAAAGUAAUGCUUUUAAUAUCUUGAAUAAUAUUCUGUUAUUAAACAAAUUGGUCAAGGUGCGUUUGGCAAAGUAUUUCUUGUUAAACACAAUCCUACUCAAAACAUUUAUGCUAUGAAACAAUUGAAUAAGAAAAGAUUAAUGCAAAAAAAAUAAAUAAAAUUUGCCAUUACUGAAUGCGAUAUUUUAAAGUAAGUUGAUUCUCCAUAAAUUGUAAAUCUAUUUUAAUCCUUUUAAACAGUUAACAAUCUCUAUCUAGUAAUGGAUUAUUGCGGAGGUGGAGAUCUCUCUUAUCAUCUAUGCAAAUACAAAACUUUCGAUGAAAAUACUUGUAAAAUAAUUGCUCGAUAAAUCAUGAAGGCUAUAGAGUAUUUGCAUAGCAAGGAUAUUAUUUACAGAGAUCUCAAACCAGAAAAUAUUAUUCUUGAUAGUGAAGGGAGGAUCAAACUUGUGGACUUUGGCCUAUCCAAAUAAACAGAUGACGGUAAAACACGCACCUUCUGUGGUUCGCCUGCUUAUCUGGCUCCUGAAGUGUUAGCAAAGAAAGGAGCAGUACAAGCCACAGAUGUUUAUGGGAUUGGAACAGUGUUAUAUGAACUAUUGCUGGGAGAUCCCCCUUAUUUUAGUGAAGACAUUGACACUUUAUACAACAGCAUUCGUAAUGACAAUCUGCACAUUCCUAAUAAACUAAGCAAGCCUUGUCAAUCAAUUCUCUUUGGAUUGCUGUAAAAGGAAGCCAAUAAAAGGAUCGGCUGCAAAUAGCCAUCAUAAGUAAAUUGGAACUUGAUAAAAUUACAUGAGUGGUUGGAAUGGGACAAUCCUGAAGAGAAGGUAACAUUUGGGAUAAGUUAGGAAAAUCUAGACAGUAUAAUUCGGAAAUAUACUCAUGUAUAAUGUGUUAUUAACAUAAUAGAAUCUUGGAGACGCGGAUUACAACGAAGAAAAUUCAAACUUAAACAGAAUAAAUGGAUGGACCUUUGUAAGAAAGAGUUGA